This is a messenger RNA of Podospora anserina S mat+, 1581 nucleotides long. RefSeq lists its product as uncharacterized. Lineage: Eukaryota; Fungi; Ascomycota; Sordariomycetes; Sordariales; Podosporaceae. Gene Ontology annotation, biological process: cellular response to biotic stimulus. The transcript is spliced from 4 exons. The coding region runs from base 1 to 1581 and encodes 526 amino acids. The record is from RefSeq and is a predicted model, not a curated record.
AUGUCGAAACCAGACGCUGCCAACGGCCAUGGCACCGCCCUCAACUUUAAGUUCGUUGAGACGCCCAAGGCCGGUCCUUUCACCUUUGAGAAGUCGGAGGACUGUGGUGUCCGCACCACCUCGUACCCGACCAUCAAGAAUGCCCCUCUGCCCGCCGAUGCCGCUGGCACAGAUGCCUUCUCCAACGCCGCCCUCUUUUCUCUCCUGAUCGGUGUCCCCUGGUACUUCUCAUGGAAGGUUGGUGGCGGCCUGAAGACAACCAUCUUCUUCGCCCUCAUCACCUCCCUGCCCAUCAUCUCUGGUUUCUGGCUGGCCACCUCAACCCUUGCCCCCCGCAAGAAUGAGAAGGCCAAGUUCCCCGGCCGCCCUGUCGAGCACUACCUCACCUUCAAGAAGCCCGAGGAUAAGGCCAAGUAUGCUGGCAAGAACAAGAUCCCCAUGGAGACCUUCCAUGAGAUGUACUUUGACGGCGAGGUUGACUUCAACGGUGACUGCCUUGAGGUUUUGGAGUACCGCCACGACUGGGCCAGCUUCCGCUUCACUCUCAGCUUGGUCAAGUUCUUCUUCACUGGCAUGAUUCCCGAGGUCAUUAUGCACACUCGCUCUCAGGAUGAGGAGCAGGUCCGAGACCACUACGACCGCGGUGAUGACUUUUACGGCUGGUUCCUCGGCCCGCGUAUGAUCUACACUUCUGGUAUCAUUGCCGACAUCAACAAGGAGGAGUCUUUGGAGCAGCUCCAGGACAACAAGCUUGCUGUUGUUUGCGAAAAGAUUGAGCUCAAGAAGGACGAGAAGCUUCUCGACAUCGGCUGCGGCUGGGGCACUCUUGCCCGCUUCGCCAGUGUCAACUAUGGCGCCAAGACCACCGGUAUCACUCUCGGCCGCAACCAGACUGCUUGGGGCAACAAGGCUUUGCGCAAUGCUGGCAUUCCCGAGGACCAGAGCAAGAUUCUGUGCAUGGACUACCGUGAUAUCCCCGUCCCUGAGGGUGGCUACAGCAAGAUUACCUGCUUGGAGAUGGCCGAGCACGUUGGUGUCCGCCACUUCCACGGUUUCCUCAAGCAGGUUCACAACAUGCUCGACGACGAUGGUAUCUUCUUCUUGCAGAUUGCUGGUCUCCGUAAGCACUGGCAGUUUGAGGAUCUCAUCUGGGGUCUUUUCAUGAACAAGUACAUCUUCCCCGGCGCCGAUGCCUCUACCCCUCUCGGCUGGUUUGUUGACCGCUGCGAGGGCGCUGGCUUCGAGGUCAAGAGCGUUGAUACCAUUGGUGUUCACUACUCUGGUACUCUCUGGAGAUGGUACAGGAACUGGAUGGCCAACCAGGACAAGGUUGUUGCCAAGUACGGCAAGAGAUGGUUCCGCAUCUGGGAGUUCUUCCUUGCCUACUCUACCAUCAUCUCUCGCCAGGGUUCCGCCACUUGCUACCAGAUCGUUCUCCACAAGAACGACAACGGCUUCCACCGCAUCGAGGGCACUCCUUCUCAGCUUGGUCUCCACGGCGCUCUGGCCAAUACCAAGGCUGACCUGACCGCCUGGGCUGCUCGUGAGGCUUCCGAGUUUCCCCAGGUGCCUGCCAACUAA